AUAUAGAUUUUUUAUCGUUUCUCUAUGCAUUCAAACCUCACUAAAACCCUAGAACCCAAAUUUCUCCGUGCACACCAAUGGAGUGGAACCCUGAAACCCUACAAUUUCUCUCUCAAUGCUUUCUCCACACUCUCUCCCCUUACCCGGAGCCCCGCCGCCACGCCGAGUCCAGCCUUUCUGAGGCUUCCGACCGCCCCAACUACGGCCUCGCCGUCCUCCGCCUGGUCGCCGAGCCCACCGUCGACGAGCCUAGCCGCCAAGCCGCCGCCGUGAACUUCAAGAACCACCUCCGCGGGCGGUGGGCUCCCGAGCCUCCCUCCGAGCCCAAUGUCCCAACCCUAGCUCCCAUUCCUGACUCCGAGAAGGACCAAAUCAAGGCCCUCAUUGUCCCCCUCAUGCUCUCGUCUGCUCCACGGAUCCAAUCCCAGCUCAGUGAAGCCCUAGCGGUGAUCGGCAAGCAUGAUUUUCCGAAAUCGUGGCCGGCUCUGCUGCCGGAGCUCAAAUCGAGCCUAGAGAAAGCAGGUGAGGCUUCUGAUUAUGCAACUGUUAAUGGAAUACUCAGCACUGUAAAUUCAAUAUUUAAGAAAUUCCGAUAUCAGUACAAGACCAAUGAUUUAUUACUUGAUUUGAAGUACUGUCUUGAUAAUUUUGCGGAGCCAUUGUUGAAAAUUUUUAUGCGAACCGCGGGUUUAAUUGAUAAUGUGGCAAGUUCCGGCGGGCAAGCUGCUGCGACCUUGCGGUCUCUUGUUGAGUCGCAGAGGUUGUGUUGCAGAAUAUUUUAUUCUUUGAAUUUUCAAGAAUUGCCUGAGUUUUUUGAAGAUCACAUGGGGGAAUGGAUGGGCGAGUUUCAAAAGUAUCUUACUGUGAAGUACCCUUCACUUGAAGAUGGUGGUGGUGAUGGGCUUGUGCUUGUUGAUGAGCUGCGAGCUGCGGUUUGUGAGAAUAUAAGCCUCUAUAUGGAGAAGAAUGAGGAAGAAUUUCAGGGAUACUUGGGUGGGUUUGUGGAAGUUGUAUGGAAUCUUCUCGUGGCUGUGUCUGCAUCUUCUAGUCGUGAUAGGUUAACGGUGACUGCAAUCAAGUUCUUAACCACAGUUAGCACGAGCGUUCACCACACUUUGUUUGCCAGGGAUUACAUUCUACAACAGAUUUGUCAGAGUAUUGUUAUCCCAAAUGUGAUGUUGAGGGAUGAGGACGAGGAGCUGUUUGAAAUGAAUUAUGUUGAGUUUAUCAGAAGGGACAUGGAAGGAAGUGAUCUCGAUACAAGGAGGAGGAUUGCUUGUGAGCUUCUGAAGGGAAUUGCUACAAAUUACAAAGAAAAGGUGACUCAAAUGGUUUCCAGUCAGAUACAGAGUAGUUUGGCAUUGUUUGCCGAAAAUCCAUCAGCGAAUUGGAAACAUAAGGAUUGUGCCAUAUAUUUGGUUGUCUCCCUUGCAACAAAAAAGGCAGGUGGUACCUCAGUCUCUACUGAUCUGGUAGAUGUUGAGAGCUUUUUCAGAUCAGUAAUUGUGCCUGAGUUGCAAAAUCAAGAUGUAGAUGGGUUUCCAAUGCUGAAGGCUGGUGCUCUGAAGUUCUUCACUAUGUUCAGGACUCAGAUAUCAAAACCCAUUGCAAUGGCAUUGAUUCCUGAAGUGGUCCGCUUCCUUGGUUCUGAGUCAAAUGUGGUUCAUUCCUAUGCUGCAAGUUGCAUUGAGAAACUCUUGUUGGUCAAGGAUGAUGGAGGACGAGCAAGAUAUAUAUCGUCAGACAUAAGCCCGUUUUUACUUGUGUUGAUGACGAACCUAUUCAGUGCAUUGGGAAAGCCAGAGUCUGAGGAGAAUCCAUAUGUAAUGAAGUGUAUCAUGAGGGUUCUUGGAGUGGCAGACAUUUCUCGUGAGGUUGCUUCACCUUGCAUCACUGGGCUCACUUCUGUGCUCAACAAAGUCUGUGAGAAUCCAAAAAAUCCAAUCUUUAAUCACUAUCUCUUUGAGGCAGUGGCUGUUCUUGUCAGGCGGUCCUGUGAGAAGGACCCUUCUCUUAUCUCUGCCUUUGAAGCAAGCCUAUUUCCCAGCCUCCAGUUGAUCCUGGCUAAAGAUGUAACAGAAUUCUUCCCAUAUGCAUUCCAGCUGCUGGCUCAGCUUGUUGAGUUGAAUAGACCCCCAAUCCCACCACACUAUAUGCAGAUAUUUGAGAUUCUCCUGUUGCCCGAUUCAUGGAAAAGAUCUGGAAAUGUUCCAGCCCUUGUUCGCUUGCUUCAAGCCUUCCUUCAGAAGGCUUCCCAUGAGCUUAACCAGGAGGGGAGGUUGACCCAGGUGUUAGGGAUAUUCAACAAACUUGUUUCAUCUCCUAGCACAGAUGAUCAGGGAUUUUAUGUGCUGAACACAGUUAUUGAGAACCUUGGAUAUGAUGUAAUUGCCCCCUACAUGGGCCACAUCUGGGCUUCCCUAUUUACGCGACUCCAAAAUAGCAGAACUGUGAAGUUUGUGAAGUCUUUUCUGAUAUUCAUGUCUCUUUUUCUGGUUAAACAUGGUUCCCAGAACCUUGUUGAUUCAAUGAAUGGUGUUCAACCCAAUAUAUUUCUUCUGAUCUUGGAGCAAUUUUGGAUACCUAAUCUCAAACUGAUCACAGGUUCUAUUGAGCUCAAGUUGACAUCAGUUGCUUCAAUCAGACUUAUCUGUGAAUCUCCAGCCCUCUUGGAUCCUGCUUCUAGUAGACAUUGGGGGAAAAUGCUGGACAGUAUUGUUACCCUUCUUUCACGGCCAGAGCAGGAUAGAGUUGAAGAGGAAUCAGAUGUUCCAGAUUUUGGGGACAAUGUGGGUUAUGGUGCUACUUUUGUACAUCUACACAAUGCUGGAAAGAAAGCGGAGGAUCCUUUGAGGGAUGUUAGGGACCCCAAGCAAUUUUUGGUGGCUUCAUUAGCAAAUCUUUCUGCUCGUUCCCCUGGUAGGUACCCUCAAGUUAUCAGUGAAAAUCUUGAUACAGCAAAUCAAGCAGCCUUGCUUCAGCUCUGCAGCUCCUAUAAUCUCUCAAUUGUUUGAGAAAGAAACUAUCUGAAGAUUUUGGUUGAGCAUAAGAAUGAGAUUUUGUUUGUCCAAUUUUCAAACAACAGGGAAUACUUGAUAUUGUCAUCCAGUGGAGAGCACAACUAUUUUGUUGAGGGUUUUUUGGUGGUCACAAUUUUGAAGAGUGCUGUUUAGCAUCAUUAGUUUGUCAGAAGUUGGCAUUUAUUACAUUACAGUUGGUUCCAAUGGGUUAUCAUCAUCUCCCUCUCUCUCAGGGUCUCACGAUAGUGGCGUUGGCUUCUCUUUUGGUCACAGUAAAUCCCAGGUCAUGCCUGCAUGAUUACGUGGAGGUUCCACAUUGUAGUAAAGGGAUAUGGGGUCACCGUUUGUGUUGUGUCUGGUUGUUGGGUUAUCAGCAUUACGGUUGUUUCUGUUGUGGCUUGAAUAUUCCAUCCUUCUCCAUGCUUCUUUUGGUUUCUAUAUUCCUGUACUAUUUUCCUCUUGAGUUAUUAAGCGAACAAGGAAGAAAGAAGACAUUUGAAAGAAUCAAAAUGAAUUGUGUUGAAGGUUUGUUUGUUUUUUCUCAUGUGUAUCUUCAAAUGCACCUGUGCUUUUGCUAA
Molecule: messenger RNA, 3598 nt
Organism: Camellia sinensis
Lineage: Eukaryota; Viridiplantae; Streptophyta; Magnoliopsida; Ericales; Theaceae
Product: exportin-2
Biological process (GO): protein export from nucleus; protein import into nucleus
Cellular component (GO): cytosol; nuclear envelope
Molecular function (GO): small GTPase binding; nuclear export signal receptor activity
Source: RefSeq, a predicted model, not a curated record